AUGACCCUCACAUGGCUGAAGAACUGGCAACCCUUCCAAAUUGACGCCCUCGGACUGGUCACCCUCCUCGGCGCAGAACAGGUCAACAAGGCUCUCGGCUGCUUCAUCGCACACCCCGUCUCGGACUACCUGCCACUGUUAGCAGCUUUCGUCGUGGCCGGCGACUCCUUCAACGAACCUAUCCCGGGAUUCCAGCUGUACAACGUCACAGACGGAAUCGUAGCUUACGAUAUUUCGCCAUGGUUCUCGCGCUGGCUGUUCAUGCAAGACCUGACCUGGAACUCGACGUACUUGUCCGUACAUUUCAGCCGGACGAGACGCUUACGGUGGCCAACAAUAUGCUCGUUGGCUUGUGGUCUUGUUGUGAACGGUACGCUUAUUGCUGUUGCCGCCGUGAUGGGAGACUGGUGGGGCCUCGCAAAUGCGUCAGCUCUCGCCAUAUCGGUGAUAGUACGACGAUAUCUGCUAGAGGAGCGAGCCAAAGGUCUGCGGCAGAACUGGUACAAGGAGAAUCACGAAACCUGGGCGAACGUUGAUGUCAAAUGCUUGGUCCUUACGCCAGCCGGCCAGGCCGUUACGAUAUAUGCUCCAAGGGGCAUCAUAACAGAAGUCAUCUUGACCGAACCGAAGGUCAAACGGAAGACAAGAUACCGGACGGUAAGAAUUGUUGGCUGGAUUGGAUUCUUUUGCCAUAUCGUUGCCCUGGGGAUGGCAAGCCUUGUCAACCAGAUGAUCUCGGUCUUCGUACUUAUCGUUUCGACGUGGUCUGCCAUCUAUGCGAUCGGAACCGACCAUUCCGUUGUCGCCGGAAAGCUCAGGAUCGAACGCCACGAUGGAGAUACAGACAUGGAGUCACGCUCGCGAGUCUACAGGCGCCUGGAUUUGACGGCUGAGGAGGUGGAGUCUUUGCUAGGUUGGUCGCUUAUGCCUCCUCGCUUGAAGCAGGAUUGGUGGAGGAGAUACUAUGGGUUGAAAGACACGGACAGGCAGAGAUUUAAGCAAUGGAGAACCUCAGUUGCUGGCGUGGUGAAAGCUUGA
Saxophila tyrrhenica is the source of this 1038-nucleotide messenger RNA. RefSeq lists its product as uncharacterized. The coding region runs from base 1 to 1038 and encodes 345 amino acids. The record is from RefSeq and is a predicted model, not a curated record. The transcript has a single exon. Lineage: Eukaryota; Fungi; Ascomycota; Dothideomycetes; Mycosphaerellales; Extremaceae.